AUGGCCACGUACUCUCUAGAUCCUACAGAACAGCCGAUAGCCGAUGUGAUGAAUCCAGAAUCCUCAAGCAUGGCCAUCGUCUCAUACUCCAUCAUAUUAUCUUCUCUCCAAAUCGUUUUUGUGACAGCCCGAUUUCUUUCACGACUACUUAGAAAGGUUCCGUCAAUCUGGGGGUUAAAUGACCAUCUUAUCAUUGUGCGUGGUACCAUUGCAGUCAUUUCUAAGCAUGCAAUUCACUCACAUCCUCCACAGCUGCGCAUCCUCAAACUAGCCAUUCUCUUCCUCUACAAACGACUAUUCAUCAUAUCCAAACGAGCGAAACACGCAAUAAGAGGCGCAACAUAUGCAGCGUACGCGUUCAUCAUCGUUCUCGAAGCAAUAGCGAUUUUGCAACGCGUACCACGCUCCGAUACAUAUAAAACCGGACCGAGAAAAUCUCAUCAUAUCGUGACCGAUAUUUUGAUAUUUUUGAUUCCUGUCCCGGUGGAAUGGAAACUCAAUGUUCCUUUGGGGGCCAAGAUGGAGUCUGCCUGGUAUGGUAAUCUGCGCAGUUCGACUCUCGGUAUUCUUGCGGAUACAGCACCUGCCAGAUCUUACAUAUGUGAGAGGAGAAUCACUACUCUGGCUACAAAUUCAACCUGCUGCCUAUUUAAUUUGCGCGUGUUUGCUGCGCUGCCGCCUGUUACUUGA
This is a messenger RNA of Botrytis fragariae, 690 nucleotides long. RefSeq lists its product as uncharacterized. NCBI's taxonomy places the organism in Eukaryota, Fungi, Ascomycota, Leotiomycetes, Helotiales, Sclerotiniaceae. The coding region runs from base 1 to 690 and encodes 229 amino acids. The transcript is spliced from 5 exons. The record is from RefSeq and is a predicted model, not a curated record.